Ogataea parapolymorpha DL-1 is the source of this 2994-nucleotide messenger RNA. RefSeq names its product DNA repair like-protein Rad1. Gene Ontology annotation, molecular function: damaged DNA binding; single-stranded DNA endonuclease activity; single-stranded DNA binding. The record is from RefSeq and is a predicted model, not a curated record. Gene Ontology annotation, cellular component: nucleotide-excision repair factor 1 complex. Lineage: Eukaryota; Fungi; Ascomycota; Pichiomycetes; Pichiales; Pichiaceae. Bases 1 to 2994 code for a protein of 997 amino acids. Gene Ontology annotation, biological process: double-strand break repair via homologous recombination; resolution of meiotic recombination intermediates; double-strand break repair via single-strand annealing, removal of nonhomologous ends. The transcript has a single exon.
AUGUCCGAUCCGCUUUUCGAGGCCGUUUCCGACGAUGAGCAGACCGAAUCCGAGCUCAACAGGCUGCUGCAGGAGGACCACGAGACGGAAGAGCUCACUGUUCCGGUGAUAACCCGUGAAAGCGAGCCUGAGCCGCCUGCACCAGUGCGUCUUGUCUUUUCAGACCGGGAGAGCAAGACUCUCAACCUUACGCUAAGUCUUGGCUACCAGCGCCAGAUCGUCCAGGAGCUGAUUGAGGACGAUGGAUUGGUUAUACUGGGCAGAGGUUUGGGGCUUGAAACCAUCGUGGCAAACCUGUUACAUGUUUUAGGGUUAUCUGUGAUAGAGGACAAGAAGAGCCUAGUUUUGCUGGUGAAUGCAAGCGAAGCCGAAAUAUACAAAAUCGGCGAAGAACUGCGCGAGCUGGCGUGGCUUGACGGCAAGGACGAGCCGGUCUCUUUUCUGUCUGUGAGCCGAGAUCCGACUACCCUGGACAAACGACGCCGGUUAUACGAAAAGGGCGGAAUCCUGGCCAUAACCACGCGAGUUUUGGUGACGGAUUUUCUCGGCGACGUUUUGAACCCAGACCUCGUGACCGGAAUUGUGUUUUUGCAUGCAGAGCGCGUCAAGGAGUACUCAAGCGAACGGUUCAUCGCCAACCUGUACCGCAAGAAAAAUAAAUGGGGGUUUGUCAAGGCGCUUUCGGACGAGCCAGAGAGCAUGGGCGCCGGGUUCCAGCCGUUGUACACGCGGCUGAAGUAUUUGCGUCUCCAAAAAGUUAUGUUAUGGCCGCGGUUCCAUGUGGACAUAACCAACUCGCUCAAGUCGCGCAAGGUGGAAAACAAAGUCACUGAGAUCAAUGUCCAGAUGACAGACUACAUGCUUAAAAUCCAGACCGGACUGCUUGCGUGCAUGGAAGCCUGCAUAAACGAGCUGAAGCGACAUAACCCGGAGAUCGCGUCCGAAUACUGGACUAUCGAGAACGCGCUGGACGACGAAUUCGUGCGCAAUAUCCGGGCCACGCUCGACCCAUACUGGCACAGGGUCUCGUCAACGACAAAACAGGUGCUGUACGACUUUGCCACUCUCCGAGAGCUGCUCGGCCGGCUGUUUACGUGGGACUCUGUGCAGUUCUACCAGGAGUUAUCGAGCAUCGUCGAGGCAAACAAGCCGUCGGUGACAAACAAUAACAAGACCAUGGCCCCGUGGCUGCUGCUGGACGAGGCCAUGACGGUUAUAUCGUGCAGUAAGGCCCGGGUUUUCGAUAAAGUGCGCGACGACAACGACGCAGAGGCCACUUACUUGCUGGAAGAGCUGCCAAAAUGGGAGCAGCUGGCGAUGAUUUUGGACGACAUCAACGAAGAAAAACAGCACGGUGACCACUCUGAGGAUGGGCCGGUCCUAAUUAUGUGUACGACGGCACACUGCUAUAGCCAGCUACGCAAUUUUCUAAUGAGUUAUAAAGAGUACCGGGCGGGCAACCGCACCGGGUUCAGUGCACGCAAGCUCAUGGUGCGGAUUUUGAAGCAGCAUCUGGCGUGGAAGAAAGGCACGGGCAGCCGCACCGUGAAGAUCCAAAAGGAGCUCAACAGAGUUUCGAACCAGGCACGUAGCGACAUGGACGACGACGUGGCCGUGUCGCGGACGUUUGUGCGUCGCAAGGCGGUGCCGAACAAACGGCGUCGCGCGCGUGGCGGUGCAGUUAUGACGUCGUAUAACCGUAUGUUGAGCAAGACGGAAGACGACGAUACCGUCGACGAUGCGGUCCACGAGGCGAUGGUCGAUAUGCUGGAAAACGAGGUGGGUGCCGAUCUCAGCGACGACGAAAUCAAGGAGGAGGACAUAGGGUCUGUGCCGCCCGAGGAGUUUGAGGAGUUUAUGGACCAUUUGGAGCAGACUCCAGAUUUCGAGGAAGUGCGCUCGCACGGCAUAACUUUUGAGUAUGUCGACCGGACUGACCAAAUUAUCAUCGAAAAAUUUGACGCCAAGGCCAGUAAUUACCUGCUGGAGGAAGUGAUGCCGUCGUACAUCAUUCUGUACGAGCCGAAUUUGGCCUUUAUCCGACGAGUCGAGCUCUUCCAAUCUUUGCGGCACACGAAUCCUGCUCGGUGCUAUUUCAUGUACUACGGAGAUUCUAUCGAGGAGCAGGGGUAUCUGAACAGCAUUAAACGGGAAAAGGACGCUUUCACGCGUCUUAUCAGGGAAAAAUCCAUGCUGCCAAAGACAUUUAUAACCGACGAGGACGAGAGCGCUAGGUUCUUGCCGACUGUUGCGCAGAGCACGAGAAUUGCAGGGGGUAACCCGCUUGACACGAAAAAUAAGGUCGUUGUUGAUGUGCGGGAGUUCCGCUCGCAGCUGCCCUUUCUUUGCUACUUGGCCGCGAUGGAAGUUAUACCGUGCAUGCUGACGGUUGGCGAUUACGUAUUGUCACCCAAAAUCUGCAUCGAGCGGAAGUCGAUACCGGACCUGGUCAGCUCACUGAAAAGUGGCCGGUUAUACCAGCAGUGCGAGCAGAUGUUCCGGUACUACGAGCUGCCGGCGCUGCUGAUCGAGUUCGAAGAGGGCAAGUCGUUCUCGUUGGAGCCAUUCACAGGCUACCGCGACGGGCGGCCGCUGGGCACCGGGCCGGGCAGCACAGCGUUCCAGCAGGAUCUGCAACUAAAGCUGAUGAUGCUGCUGAUUGCGUUUCCAAGCCUGAAAAUCUUAUGGACCUCGUCGCCGUUCGAGACCGCGCGGCUGUUCCGGGAGCUCAAGCUCAACCAGGACGAACCGGACGUCGACAAGGCGAUCAACGCCGGGCUGAACCCACUGUUCGACAAGGACACCUACUUCAACGACAUGGCGAUCGAUCUGAUCCAGAACAUUCCAGGCAUUAGCUCUGUGAACGUGCACUUGAUCAUCAACAAGGUGCGCAACAUCCGCGAGCUGGCGCAGAUGAGCGAGGCCGAGCUGGCUCCUCUUGUUGGGCAGGAGGCUGCGGGCAAGAUUGUGCGGUUUUUUGAGCGGAGUAUAUGA